AUGUCUAGCAAUCCAGGCUGAGCAACUAGUUGAAGAUACUGCUGCAAGGGGUCGACAUGUGAAGGACAAUUCGAGUGCUAUAAGAUAUAUUUUAUAGUCUCUUUUAGUAUACUGGGCCUAUGUGCCUUAGUGGUCCUUCUGUUCUCCUUCAGAGUUCUCUGUCGGUCCAGGCGAGCUAAAAGGAUCCUAGGCAUGUGGUAUAGGUAUAAACAAAACAAUAUCCAGGCGGGGACUAAUGGUAUCAUCGAUCAGCUUGAGCAAGAAGAAAUCGUCCAACCUCAGUUAAGCUACUCACACAGUCAGAUUAUGGAAGAGAGUAAGCAUGAAGACGAUCUCUAUGUUGACACCAAUCAGUUGAAGUAUGGAAAUAGAGAGCUUUCUAAGUAUAAAUAAACUUAAGCAUCCUUGUUUGGAACUUAAUAAAACUCCAGAGGAACAACUAGACCAACACAAUAGUCAGACUUAUGGAGCCUUUCUGUUUGAUGUAGGAUCUCGAUCAGUCAUAAAGAACCAUCAAAAAUCAUCUACAAAUGUUAAAACUUCUUCAUUAGGUGUGAGCUUCCAUAAUUCAAAAUCAUUUGUCCCAAUGCAAUUCUCUUCAAGAGAGUAUGAGAUGAGGGCACAAAGGAUGAUGGGAUCGUUGGCAGACCCAGCACCACCUGAUGAGAUGACUUAUGAACAACCUUCCAAAGGAGACCAAAUCUCAAAUAUGUUUGAGAAAUUUGCUCCGAAAUACAAUGAAUGCAAAGAAGAUGAAGAAAUGAAGAAACAUUUUGAUAUGGACCAGUUCAAGGUCAAGAAUCAAGUGCUUAAUAAACAAAAAUCAGGGACUUUAAAGAAUACUUCUGACAAAGAAAACUUAGAUUCCCAGGCUAAUGUUAGGAGUCUCAGAAUUACAAGUCAUAAUGCAUCAAGUUAUUACAAAAGUGGGGAAACAGAGAUGUACCAGACCAGUGACCAGCCUGAGCCUGGUGGAGUAAGGAACCGUAAAGGUACUAGAGGGAGAAACCGGAAGCCUAUCAAGAAAGAGGUCUCACUUCAAGACAGUAAAGAUGAGGAAAAGACUCAUAUAAUGGUCACUCCUAAAUAAGAAAGAGUUUGAUAGCAUAAUUGACCUUAGCUCUGAAGGAUAUACCUCAAAUAACCCUAGUGGGGAGAUUCAGAGUAAAACUACCUUGACCAAAUCAUUCAUUAAGAAAAGCAAGAAAGGGCUAAAGCCAGCCCAGCAGAUCUCUGAACCUAUUGGAAAAUAUUUCAAAGAGGACAUUGAUAUCAUUAAAGAGAACCAUGAUGAGGAAUAUUCCUCUGAAGAAGAUGAUAAUUUACAGAAGAAGGAGGGAAAUAAAAUAACAAACAAAGUAGAUGAUAAGAUUCAACUCUUCCAGCUAGUUCAUGAUUCCCAAGCUGGGGGUAAGAGAGUCGGGCAGGAGGUUAUUUCUUUGAUCUCGACUCCUUAUACCAUCACGAGUAAUUCAAAUGCUAUGAGUACUUCUAAUGAAGGUAAAAAUAGAAUUAUGCAAAUUUCAAAAGUUGCAAAAUCAAAGAGGAGGAGAGUGGUGAAGAAGAAAGGAAGGAAGAAAGACCAGGUAUUGUCUUAACCUCAUCUAUUCAUUUACAUUCUCAGACUACCUCAUUAACAUUAAUAAUAU
Messenger RNA from Moneuplotes crassus, 1649 nucleotides. The record is from the annotation of a GenBank genome assembly. Lineage: Eukaryota; Ciliophora; Spirotrichea; Euplotida; Euplotidae.